ACUGCAUUUAGGAGCUGAACUAGUUAUGUUGUUGUUUUGGAUUUGUUAUCAAAAUUCACAAGUAAAUUAACUGAAAUUCCACAAAACGGAAAGAAAUAAUCAUCAAAAAAAGACGAUCAAUUGUCAGUGGUAUCUCGUAUGUAAAAUAGUAAACAGAAAAAUAGCGCCAAAAAAUAAGGAUUGUUUGUUAUCAGAGAUUUCACGAAUGUUGUUGUUGUUUUCCAUUUCAAAACAAUCAUUAAGCUAGCAAACCAAGCCAAGACGUCACACUACUCCAGCACUUGAGCAAUGCGAAUUCGCCAUAUUAACUAAUUGGAUUAGCGUUGUGUUCGGUUCUCAUUUAACUUGUAUAACGUCAGGCAAGUGCAGCAACACGACGUUGUUGGCGUGAGGCUGAUUUAGUCACUCAAGGCAAUUGCAAGUGCAGAGCAUUCGAGGGGAAAGCGCGGUAUGCCAAACGUUCGCCUUGCAACGUUGAGGAGCGAGCCAUCGGAUUUUUACAAGCAAACGAUACGCUGAGACUGAUACACAGCUAUCCUCUUAUCCGCUGGUUAACCAGCAAACCCAACGCCAUAAAAUGUCUCUACUGGCAUACGAUGGUGGCGUCGACGAUGGUAACUCCAGCGACACCGAACCCGAUGAACUCAUUGAUUUCACCGCCAUGCUAAUGGAGCAGCGACAACAUGGCGACAAUGAUGGUGAUUGCAAUGACUCCAGCAGUUGGCUGCAUGGAGAUGGGGACAAUAAACUGCAAUCGCAAUCACUGGAUAAUCAGGGUUACUGCCUGGGACAAUAUGUGUUGGGAGUACUGGACUUUAGCUCGCAAUAUGGCAUCGACUAUAGCAUAUCCUAUACGGCCGCCAAUGUAAUUGGUAGACCGACCAAAUUUCCUGCGUAUGGCGACUAUCCCGAGACCUUUACUAUGCGUACCUAUGGUGACUGGUGGCAGUGCGCUCCAUCAUCCAUGCGAGAGAUUCAAUCACAGAAUUUGCCCACGUUGCCCACACAUGAUUUUAUUGUUGUCUACUUCGAGAAGUUUGUGGUGCCAACGGAAGUGGCCAUUUUCGAGACAUUCAAUCCGGGCGGCGUUGUGCGAAUUUGGGCAUACAACAUCACAAAGCAUUGGACCUGCUUGUGGGAAGCAAAGAGCAGUGAUAUGAUUCAGCCUCGGACUCGAAGUAAUUACGCUCUACGCGACUCUCGACGCUUUGCACCGCCUUUGAAGAAGACCAACGUUAUAACUAAGACAUUGCGCAUCGAUUUCAAUCACAGUCAAUUGAAUUACUACACUGAGAUCGAUGCCAUCAUGUUGUGCGGACGAACUGUCUCCAUGCGUAGCAUGCAACAGCUCAUUGCAACGGCAUCUGCAUCCGCAUCCGCUUCCGCAGGUCUCCAGCGUCUUGAUGGCUCUCGAGAGGUUACAAGUGGCGGACCCAUUACCAACAAGCUGCGCACGCUUAAGUUUCAACCGAGUUGUCGUGAAAACUAUGCCGCCAAAUUGCAUGAAUUCAUCAACAACGAUCUGAGCCAGUUUCUAAUAGAAAACAAUUUGGAGCCCGGUCAGCAAUUGAAUAGUAGCGCUUCACAAACAUGUUUAACGGAUCUGCCGUUUGAAAUACUAUUGAAAAUACUUAGUUACCUGGACCUAAAGUCACUCUUCCGAAUGGGUCAAGUGUCGCGUCUAUUCUACGACAUCUCCACACAUCCGCUGCUAUAUGGAGAGCUGAGUCUAAAGCCUUACUGGCAGUUGACCAACUCGAAGCUUCUUUGCACGCUGGCGCGACGUGCAACAAUGUUGCGUAAACUCGAUCUAUCAUGGUGCGGGGGAUUUGGUGAAGUCUCACCCACCGAGUUUAAAAAAUUUCUAACCCAACGAGGUGAUAAUCUGACCCACUUGCGAUUAAACUCUUGCAAAUUUCUGAAUGCCAGCUGCAUUGAGACUGUGGGCAUAGUCUGUGAUAAUCUGAUAGAAUUAAGCCUUCGCAACUGUGCCAUCGAUCCGCCGUUGUUGAACUUCUCGUGUCUGGCCAAUCUCAAGAAUUUGGAGCGCCUUGAUCUUUUCCAAACUGCAUUUGAGUCCGAGCUAUUAUUGAGCAUGCUCGAAGGCAAUCGCAAGCUCAAGCAUCUGAAUUUAGCAUUCUGUGGUGUCUCGGUGAAUAUGGAUAAUGUUGCUACACAUCUCGGCACUUACAACACACAGCUUGUAUCGCUGGAUAUGUGGAAAGCUCAUUUCUUGUCCGCACGCGGCCUGCAAUCUCUAGCUCGAUGUCAGCAUCUAGAGGAGCUCGAUCUUGGCUGGUGCCUGCGUGAAGCAACUUUAGGAGAUAGCCUUCAUCAGCUUCUAUCCAACUGUCCCAAAUUAAAAAAGCUCUUUUUGUCGGCUGUGCGCGGCAUUACAGAACGUGAUCUCGUCCAUAUAGCAACAUUGGGCAAAAAUCUUGAACAAUUGGAUCUGAUGGGAAUUCUUAACAUAACCCACGAACGAGUUUAUGAUAUUUUGGUUCAUUGUACGAAGCUUCAAUUGCUGGAUCUCAGCUUUUGCGACAGUAUUAUGGAUCGUGAUUUGGAUGUGAUUGCGGAUUGGUCGCGACUCUUCAAUGUGGAUAUCAAGAGCAGUCGCAUCUAUAACGCUAGGUAGUCUCGACUAGGAGGAUUACAUGCUGUCUGUGUAAUACUAGGCUAAAUCACCGAGUAAUUUUUAUAAGUAAACGUUUGCGGUAACAUGUUUCAAUGAUAUUAACUAUAGAAUCUACUGUGUGAAUAAAUUUGAUAUUAACUUGCAUUGCA
This is a messenger RNA of Drosophila nasuta, 2787 nucleotides long. It is a transcript of the gene Fbxl4, whose product is annotated as F box and leucine-rich-repeat gene 4. Lineage: Eukaryota; Metazoa; Arthropoda; Insecta; Diptera; Drosophilidae. The record is from RefSeq and is a predicted model, not a curated record. Bases 578 to 2638 code for a protein of 686 amino acids. Gene Ontology annotation, cellular component: SCF ubiquitin ligase complex. The transcript has 11 exons. Gene Ontology annotation, biological process: SCF-dependent proteasomal ubiquitin-dependent protein catabolic process. Gene Ontology annotation, molecular function: protein binding.